Molecule: messenger RNA, 3615 nt
Organism: Cariama cristata (Red-legged seriema)
Lineage: Eukaryota; Metazoa; Chordata; Aves; Cariamiformes; Cariamidae
Gene: PDGFRA
Product: platelet-derived growth factor receptor, alpha polypeptide
Exons: 22
Coding region: 9-3272 (1087 amino acids)
Biological process (GO): protein phosphorylation; platelet-derived growth factor receptor signaling pathway; multicellular organism development
Cellular component (GO): signaling receptor complex
Molecular function (GO): platelet-derived growth factor binding; ATP binding; platelet-derived growth factor alpha-receptor activity
Source: RefSeq, a predicted model, not a curated record
UGAUAGCUAUGGGUACUUCCCCACGGACGUUCCUGAUCCUGGGAUGUUUUCUCACAGGACCCUUCCUAACAUUUUGCCAGCUUCCUCUGCCGACUAUUGUUCCCAAUCGGAACGAAAUGGUGGUACAGCUGAAUUCCAAUUUCACGCUCAAAUGCUCUGGAGACAGCGAAGUGAGCUGGCAGUACCCAGUGAUGGAGGGAAGCCACAGGAUAGACAUUAGACAUGAAGAAAACAACAGUGGCCUCUUCGUGACGGUGCUCGAAGUAGGAAAUGCCUCAGCCGCUCAUACGGGCUUGUAUGUUUGCUAUUAUAACCACACUCAAGUGGAGGAUGGGGAAGUGGAAGGGAAGGACAUCUACAUCUAUGUGCCUGACCCAGACAUGCCUUUUGUUCCUUCUAUACCAGAAGACCAGUUCAUCCUAGUAGAAGAAGGCGAUCCCACCGUUAUCCCUUGUCGGACAAGUGACCCUAAUGCUCAAGUGACUUUAAUUAACAGCUUAGACAAGGCUGUCUAUGCUUUCUAUGACAGCAAACAAGGCUUCAUAGGGAAUUUCCCCGCAGGCUCAUAUACAUGCAAAACAAUGGUUAAAGGUGUGGAGUUCAAGUCCGAUGAGUUCCUCGUCUAUAUUUUAAGAGCUACUUCACAGCUCCCAGUUGAAAUUGAAGCUCUUAAAACUGUCUACAAAACAGGCGAGACCAUCGUAGUAACUUGUGUGGUCUUUGACAAUGAGGUGGUUAAUUUACAGUGGAAUUAUCCUGGGAAAGUGAAAGAAAAAGGUCUGAUAAAACUUGAUGAUAUCAAAGUCCCAUCGCAGAAGCUGGUUUACACCUUGACCAUUCCUGAGGCAUCAGUGAAAGACACAGGGGAUUAUGAAUGUACUGCUCGGCAUGCAACCAAGGAGGUUAAGGAAAAUAAGAAAGUAGUCAUUACAGUCCAUGACAAAGGUUUUGUUCACCUGGAGCCGCAGUUUAGCCCUCUGGAAGCUGUCAAUCUACAUGAAGUCAAAAACUUUGUCGUUGAUGUGCAGGCAUACCCAGCACCAAAAAUGUACUGGUUGAAGGAUAACGUGACUCUGAUUGAAAAUCUUACUGAGAUUGUUACUAGUUCCAACAGAGUCCAGGAAACAAGGUUUCAGAGUAUAUUAAAAUUGAUCAGGGCCAAGGAAGAAGACAGCGGAUACUAUACUUUGGUUGCUGAAAAUGAAGAUGAAAUUAAAAGAUACACCUUCUCCUUGCUAAUACAAGUUCCAGCCCUGAUCUUAGACCUCGUGGAUGAUCACCACGGCUCUGCUGGUGGGCAGACAGUGAGGUGCUUGGUGGAGGGGACCCCGCUUCCCGAUGUGGAAUGGUUGGUUUGCAAGGACAUUAAAAAGUGCAGCAAUGACACCUCAUGGACUCUUUUGACUAACAAUAUCUCUGAUAUACACAUGGAAGCCCACCUGGAUGAGAAAAACAUGGUGGAAAGCCAGGUGACUUUCCAGAAGGUAGAGGAAACCCUGGCUGUGCGAUGCGUGGCAAGGAAUGACCUUGGUGCUGUUACUCGGGAACUGAAGCUUGUGGCUCCCACCUUGCGAUCAGAACUAACGGUGGCUGCUGCCGUCUUAGUGCUGUUGGUGAUUGUGAUAAUUUCACUGAUUGUCCUGGUCAUCAUAUGGAAGCAGAAGCCGAGGUAUGAGAUAAGAUGGAGAGUCAUUGAGUCUAUCAGCCCCGAUGGCCACGAAUACAUUUAUGUGGACCCAAUGCAACUGCCUUAUGACUCCAGAUGGGAGUUUCCUCGAGACGGGUUAGUGCUUGGUCGAAUCCUUGGUUCUGGUGCAUUUGGAAAAGUAGUCGAAGGGACUGCAUAUGGAUUGAGUCGCUCUCAACCGGUGAUGAAAGUAGCUGUGAAAAUGCUGAAACCUACAGCGAGAUCCAGUGAAAAACAGGCGCUCAUGUCUGAACUGAAGAUAAUGACACAUCUUGGGCCCCACCUGAAUAUUGUGAAUCUGCUUGGAGCUUGUACAAAAUCAGGUCCUAUUUACAUCAUUACUGAAUACUGCUUUUAUGGUGAUUUGGUGAACUAUCUGCAUAAGAACAGGGACAAUUUCCUGAACCGACACCCAGAGAAGCCAAAGAAAGAUUUGGAUAUCUUUGGGAUGAACCCAGCUGAUGAAAGCACAAGAAGCUAUGUGAUAUUAUCAUUUGAAAACACCGGAGAAUACAUGGAUAUGAAACAAGCUGAUACCACUCAGUACGUGCCAAUGCUGGAAAGGAAGGAGGGAUCUAAAUACUCUGAUAUUCAGAGAUCUGUGUAUGAUCGGCCUGCUUCAUAUAAGAAGAAAUCUAUGUCAGAAUCAGAAGUCAAAAACCUUCUUUCAGAUGACAGUUCAGAGGGCCUUUGCUUACUGGAUUUGCUGAGCUUCACCUACCAGGUUGCACGGGGAAUGGAAUUCUUGGCUUCUAAAAAUUGUGUGCACCGUGACUUGGCAGCUCGUAAUGUCCUCCUGGCUCAAGGAAAAAUCGUGAAGAUCUGUGACUUUGGGCUGGCUAGAGACAUCAUGCAUGAUUCCAACUAUGUCUCCAAGGGCAGCACUUUCCUCCCGGUAAAAUGGAUGGCACCUGAAAGCAUUUUUGACAAUCUGUACACAACAUUAAGUGAUGUCUGGUCUUAUGGCAUUCUACUGUGGGAAAUAUUUUCUCUUGGUGGCACACCGUAUCCUGGCAUGAUGGUUGAUUCUACUUUCUACAAUAAGAUCAAGAGUGGAUACCGAAUGGCCAAACCUGAUCAUGCUACCAAUGAAGUGUAUGAGAUCAUGGUGAAGUGCUGGAACAGCGAACCAGAGAAAAGGCCUUCUUUUUACCAUUUGAGUGAAAUUGUGGAGAGCUUGUUGCCUGGAGAGUACAAAAAGAGCUACGAGAAGAUUCACUUGGACUUCCUGAAAAGUGAUCACCCAGCCGUCACACGCAUGAGAGGGGACUGUGACAAUGCUUACAUUGGUGUCACCUACAAGAAUGAAGACAAGCUAAAGGACAGGGAGAGCGGAUUUGAUGAGCAGAGGCUGAGUGCUGACAGUGGGUACAUCAUCCCCCUGCCUGACAUUGACCCUGUUUCUGAAGAUGAGCUUGGCAAAAGGAACAGGCACAGUUCCCAGACAUCUGAAGAAAGUGCCAUUGAAACUGGUUCCAGUAGCUCUACUUUCAUCAAGAGAGAGGAUGAGACCAUUGAGGACAUUGACAUGAUGGACGACAUUGGGAUCGACUCCUCGGACCUGGUGGAGGACAGCUUCCUGUAACCCCACGGGCACCUUCCAGCUCUGCACACGGGGAAGCUUGCCGUCUCAUCUACAGACUUCUGCUCCACAGAGAAAACCACUUUAUUGCAAUGUCAAGGUUGUGAAGAGGAGGUGGAUUUGUACAGAGAAACUCCCAGUGACGGGCAGAGAAAUCAGCCUGAGUAUGAAUGAAAGAAACAUGUUGAAGAUGGAUUUUUUUAGUGUUGCUUCUUGCAGUACUUCAGUAGCAUCUCAGUGUUGUUUGCCAUUUGAACUGGUAGGAGGACAAAGAAAAAGGCCACAAACAGACCAGUUCUGUGUUUCAAGGGCAUUCAUAUGACUCUGAUGGAUCGAAUUUCCACUG